GUGUGAGCGCUUAUCUUUAGGUGGCCGCUUAUUUUGAACCAAUGGAUUCCCUCCUUCUCCUGAAUAAAUUAAAACAUCAGAUGAAUUCAUGAAAUUUGGAUAUCGACCACUUGAAACAAUGCUUGUAGCUAAUUUCAUUCUAUCCUUCUCCAUGUAAUCUAUGCCCUUUUCAAUUUGAUGAUGAAGACCAAUUAUACAUAGUUCAGCUCUGUAUUGAAACUCAUCACCAACUUCAACUCCAGGAAUAGAUCCAAGUCUUUUCACUGUGUUCAACCAUGUAUGUCUAUCACGAAGAAUCGAUGCUGCAACUAGGUGAAUGUUUGGUUUUUGCAUUAAUGCCUUUCUAUUUUUUUUCAAAAGCUCGUUAAGCACCUUAUGAUACAAUCUUAAAACCUCCUUAACUUCAUCACGACUAGGACUCAAUUCCUUUUUGUCUCUCAACAUGACCGGAUGUUGGCCUUCAAUAGCUGAAUUUUCAUCUAAAGCAUAUUUGCCUUCGUUAGCUGAAGUGUAUUUAGAAACAUGGGAAGCCUCAACAAGACCAUCAAACAAAAGAUUGUCUCUCUCUACCUCCAUGGUGUUUUUCAUAAUUUCUAACCACUAACCAUCUGAUUCCUAUUGUUGAUCUUAGGAGUCAACUCAGCCAGGGACGCAAAGUGUUGUUGACUCUGGAGAUGAUAUCAAAACUUGUUCAAAGGGUAAAAAUGUUACAUGUAAAAUGACUGACCUGUUGUGCUUUUGAGCAUUUGAUUUCUAGUUCCAGAAGAAAGGCUUGAAAAAUGCUGACCGCUAAGGAAUUGAACUGUAUUUUAUUCAACCUAAUUUUAGUUAAUUCCAUAUACCACAACUCGUUUGUAUAUUGAACCUUCGACCUAAGGACAGCAUUCUUCAUUUUUCCAUCCUGUGAUAUUAUUUUUUUGAGAGACUCAAAUACUAGAACAGAGAAAUUUCCUGCACAAGGCUCUUUACCGCCAGUCAAACAGCUGGACAUUUAGAUGAGUUCAAUCUAACUGAUGAAUGUAUACAGGAACAGUCAAUUUCAGCAGUCAUAACUUCAGUGGCCAAUAUGGUACCUCAGAAAUACCUUCUUGAGCAAUGGGCAGUGGUUGAUGUUGAUGGAGGCAAAUUGUUGAAUGAAGACAAUGACCUCAGAUCUGUGCUUCAGUACUUAUUGGAUGAUGUCUCUGAUUUUUUAUCAAUGCAAUGUGCUAAAAAAGGAGAAGCUGGAGAUGUGAAAGAAGAGAAAGGUUGUCUUAGUUUACUCAAAGCUUUUAUUGACUACAUAACUGAGCGAGAGAAAGAAAAUUUUCGUUCCCGGAGACAUGAUAAUGAAAAUUCAGUUACAUUGACUACCAUCCAUCAGUCUAAAGGUUUGGAGUGGGACAUUGUUUUCAUUGUAAAGGCAAAUGAAUCUGAAAUUCCUUUAUUACAUGAAUCCAAUGGCGCUACUAAGGAAAAUGGGACAUCAAUUGAAGAGGAAAGACGUCUGUUAUACGUGGCAAUGACUCGCGCUAGAAAGAAACUAUUCAUUCUGUAUGUCAUGAUGGAUUCAAAUUGGCAGAUGCUUCAACCAUCGCGUUUUCUCAAGGAGAUUCCAGAUCAUCUUCGGGAGAUUCAGGCUGAAGUAUGUCUACGAGAUUUACAAACAAAACCUCAAGAUAUUCCAAAACACCCUGUCAACAUUACCACUAAUCUGCCGGGAGAAAAGAAUCCUUCUGAAGUUGACAUGGAGCCCAAUGAUUCCCUCAACAUUCAAAUCAAUAAUGCCUCCAAGGAAAUAACAGAGCCGGUAGAUGCAUGCAAUGGAAAUAUUUUCUUAAAAAGAUUCUCUGUGGAGGACAGAUCAGUUGUUUCUCACUUGUUCCACAAAUGGGCCAAGAAGCAAGCAUUUCAAAACCCUAAGAGGUUAAUUGACAAGGUUGGCUUUGUUAUUGAUGAACGUCUAAGAAUCAAGAAAAGCAAGCACAAGGAUGUUUUGCAUGCUUUGAAACCUUGCUUAAGCAGUGAGGAAGCCUUCCAAUAUGCGGAAUAUGUGCUAAGAUGGGAGCAAAUUCCUGCAGAUGAACGUGCCCAUUUGAUGCGGGAGAAGCAGGUUACAAUGCUCAUUAUACAUUUCCCCUUCCAGGAGUACUUUCAGAAAUUAAGGAUUGAGAAUUCGAUGAGUACAUCAGGCCAACAUCUAAACAGAUUGGGUUUCUGCAGAAUUUGGGAUGCACUGUGGUCCCCAUAUCACGUCUCCAUGCCUCACGUUUGAUCGAGCAAUAUAAAUGAUUGUAACCAUGUGAACGUAGUUGGCAGUUCCGGUGGCUUUAUUAUCGGAAGCCUACUUGAGGGAUUCUAACGUCUCAAGGUUUGAGCCCAGUAUUUGAAUCCUUCAAUUCAAUGGACUGUAAAUAAUUAUGACAUGACCAUCUAAUGAAGUUUAGAGACUGUCAAUGAGGUGCAGUUCUGCAUUGAUUAUUUCCUAGCCGUUCUGUGCUCGCUGUGUAAAAGGUUUUACUAGAGUGCUUAUGGAAGGUUUUGGCUCUUCCCUUGUG
This is a messenger RNA of Manihot esculenta (cassava), 2537 nucleotides long. Its product is annotated as ATP-dependent DNA helicase SRS2-like protein At4g25120. The transcript has 14 exons. Gene Ontology annotation, molecular function: hydrolase activity; ATP binding; DNA binding. Bases 1067 to 2254 code for a protein of 395 amino acids. Gene Ontology annotation, biological process: recombinational repair. Lineage: Eukaryota; Viridiplantae; Streptophyta; Magnoliopsida; Malpighiales; Euphorbiaceae. Gene Ontology annotation, cellular component: nucleus. The record is from RefSeq and is a predicted model, not a curated record.